UGGCGGGGGCGGGAGCAGCUCGGCACUCGCCGCCGUGCUGGGGUCGCGGCGCAGGGACGGAGCCGGGCAGCGCCGGCCCCGCAGCAGCAGCAGGAGCAGCAGCGGCAGGAGGAGGAGGAGCCGCCGGAGCCGCCUCCCGCCGCCGAGCGCGGGGAGCCGCCGGAGCCGCUGCCCCGGGCGGCUUGCGAGCGCCGGGUUGCGGCGCCGCCGCUGCCUGCCGCCGCUCCGCGGGUGAAUGAACCUGUCCCGGCCGAGCACGACGGCGGCUUCGCCUCGGGGUCCGGCACCAGCCUCCCUCCGCGCAAGAUGGACGGUUUCGCCGGGAGUUUGGAUGACAGCAUCUCGGCUGCCAGCACCUCCGAUGUCCAGGACCGUCUCUCAGCCCUGGAGCUGAGAGUGCAGCAACAAGAGGAUGAAAUCACCGUGCUGAAAGCGGCCUUGGCUGAUGUGCUGAGGCGUCUUGCUAUCUCUGAAGACCAUGUAGCUUCUGUGAGAAAAUCAACACCAAGCAAAGGUCAGCCAAGCCUCCGAGAAGCUCUCUCGAUGUCAUGUAUAACCAACGGGAGUACAGGAAACAGGAAAACAAGCCACAGUUCAUCUGUUUCUGUUGCCAGAAAAGAAACACUUUCAUCUGCUGCUAAAAGUGGUACAGAAAAAAAGAAGGAAAAACCUCCAGGACAAAAAGAAAAAAAAGAGGACUCUCAUUCUAAUGAUCAAAGUGCACAAACUCAAGCAUCACCUUCUCCCCAGCCCUCCUCACAGACUCUCCAAACACACAGGCAAACUCCAGAAAGCAAGAGUUCUGCUCCAGCUAAAAGCAUAAAGAAAUCCUUGACUGUUGAAAAAGCUCACGGUGCUUGGGAGAGUUCAGAUGACAGUCGUAGCAAGCUGAUGAGAGUAGCAUCAACGUCUAAGUUAAUAUCAAAAGUGGCAAAGAAUGCAGACAAGCACAAAGAUGUUGUUGUCAGCCAAGCAAAAAUGUCAACUCGUGAAAAAAACAGCCAAGAGGGAGAAUAUAUCAAGAUGUUCAUGCGAGGCCGACCAAUCACAAUGUUCAUUCCUUCUGAUGUAGAAAACUAUGAUGAUAUUAGGACAGAGCUGCCUCCUGAAAAGUUAAAACUGGAGUGGGUAUAUGGGUAUCGUGGAAGAGACUGUCGAGCCAAUGUUUACCUCCUUCCUACCGGAGAAAUUGUGUAUUUCAUAGCCUCAGUGGUGGUACUGUUUAACUACGAGGAGAGAACCCAGCGGCACUACUUGGGUCACACUGACUGUGUUAAAUGUCUUGCAGUUCAUCCAGACAAAAUUAGAAUUGCAACAGGACAGUUAGCUGGAGUGGAUAAAGAUGGAAGGCCCCUGCAGCCCCAUGUCAGAGUGUGGGACUCGGUGAGCCUGGCCACGCUGCAGGUGAUCGGCCUCGGCACCUUUGAGCGCGGAGUGGGCUGCUUGGAUUUCUCCAAAGCGGAUUCUGGUACUCAUUUGUGUGUAAUUGAUGACUCUAACGAGCAUAUGCUUACUGUGUGGGAUUGGCAGAGAAAAUCAAAAAUAGCAGAGAUAAAGACUACAAAUGAAGUUGUUCUUGCUGUGGAAUUCCAUCCCACUGAUGCAAAUACCAUAAUAACAUGUGGCAAAUCUCAUAUAUUUUUCUGGACCUGGAGUGGCAAUUCAUUAUCAAGGAAGCAAGGGAUAUUUGGGAAAUAUGAGAAACCCAAAUUUGUUCAGUGUUUGGCUUUCUUGGGAAAUGGUGAUGUGCUCACUGGAGACUCAGGUGGGAUAAUACUUAUAUGGGGCAAAACUACUGUAGAAGCUACUCCAGGAAAAGGAGCUAAAGGAGUGUAUCAGAUAAGCAAACAAAUCAAAGCUCAUGAUGGCAGUGUGUUCACACUCUGUCAGAUGAGGAAUGGAAUGCUGCUAACUGGAGGUGGGAAAGACCGAAAGAUCAUCCUGUGGGAUCAUGAUUUGAAUCCUGAAAGGGAAAUUGAGGUUCCUGACCAGUAUGGAACAAUCAGAGCAGUAGCAGAAGGAAAAGCUGAUCAGUUUUUAGUGGGUACUUCGCGAAACUUUGUUUUGAGGGGAACAUUUAAUGAUGGUUUCGUAGUAGAAGUACAGGGACAUACAGAUGAACUCUGGGGACUGGCAUCUCAUCCUUUCAAAGACUUAUUUUUAACAUGUGCUCAAGAUAGGCAAGUUUGUAUGUGGAACUCUGUGGACCACACACUGGAAUGGACCAGGCUGCUAGAUGAACCCGGGCACUGUGCGGAUUUCCAUCCCAGCGGAGCAGUGGUCGCCAUAGGAACCCACUCGGGCAGGUGGUUUGUUUUGGAUGCAGAAACGAGGGAUCUGGUCUCAAUACACACUGAUGGCAACGAGCAGCUUUCAGUGAUGCGCUACUCAGUAGAUGGCACCUUACUUGCAGUUGGAUCCCACGACAACUUUAUUUACCUCUAUGUAGUAACAGAAAAUGGAAGAAAGUAUAGCAGAUAUGGAAAAUGCACUGGACAUUCCAGCUAUAUUACACACCUUGACUGGUCCCCGGACAACAAGUAUAUAAUGUCAAACUCAGGAGACUAUGAAAUACUAUACUGGGACAUUCCAAGUGGCUGUAAGCUAAUCAGGAAUCGUUCUGACUGUAAGGAUAUAGAUUGGACAACAUACACUUGUGUGCUAGGCUUCCAAGUGUUUGGAGUUUGGCCCGAAGGAUCAGAUGGGACAGACAUAAAUGCCCUUGUCAGAUCCCAUAACCGAAAAGUGAUAGCAGUGGCUGAUGAUUUUUGCAAGGUCCAUCUCUUUCAGUAUCCCUGUUCCAAACCAAAGGCCCCAAGUCACAAAUACAGCGCUCACAGCAGUCAUGUGACAAACGUCAGCUUCACCCAUAGCGACGGUCACUUGAUUUCAACUGGAGGGAAAGACAUGAGCAUUAUUCAGUGGAAACUGGUGGAGAAGGUGACUCUGCCACCAAAUGACAUUGUCCUGGAUAUCGGUGCCACCAAAGUGCCCAUCCCUGCCAGUGAGAACGCCGUGCAGCCUCCUGCACAUCUGCCCCAGCCUUUUAACGAAAUGAACCAGAAUGAAAGCAUAACUGGCAGCUCUCUGGCUUCCUUGGAGAGCAACUUGGAGCAGUGUGCAGAGCAGAGCGAGGAGCACAGCGAGGAGCACAGCGAGGGCAGCAGCCUGGACCCUGCUGAGCCCAGCUACGAGGAGCCCUCCAACGAGCUGAGCGAGGAGCACAGCGAGUCCACGGUCACGGAGGAGCAGCAGGAUAACUCGCCGCUGUCCUAGUGCUCCCAGCUCAGGUGGUUCUUGUUUCCCCGUGGUGUGCGUGCUUUCAUUGCAAGGGUGAGGGUUCAAAUAGGGAAGAGUAGCUGAGAUUCAUGACCACUCCAGAUUUUGAGUUUCAGUGAGAUUUUUAGUCUGAGCUUCAGUUCAAUGUGUGGAACCAUCCCAAGGGCCUGGCUUGAUGGUCUGUAGCAAGAUCUGGUCGCAGUUAGUAGUGGACAUUACUAUAGAUCCAUUUCAGUUCUGAAAUUGCUGUCAGGAAGUGGCAUGAAAUACAUACUGGAAAAAAGGUUAGCUCUGAGAAUUAGCUGAAGUAGACCACCUUAACUACGUGGAAGUGCUUUCCAGAAGAACUGAGCUGAUGGGAAGCGCUGAGCUGUUCCAGCUGGGAAGCACUGUGCUGCUUUUUCCAGGUGCAAAGACAAACAGAAUGAAAAAAACAACCAAAAAGCUCUUUGUAGGGCUGUUUUCCUUUGUUUUUCCUUGAGAAAAAUAGAGGAAAAAUAAUUUAACAAUGCCACAUGUAUGGCAAUGCCUUCUUGAUCUAAAACAUAUGCAAUUUUCUAACACUACUAAUUCCUCGUGGAGUCUGGAUGUGUUCAAAGUUGGUCUGCCCUGGGUGCUGCUAGUUCUAAGGCAAAUCCUGUCGAGGAACGGUGUCGACUGUUCCAUUUUCACAGACUCUUAACUAGCAGACUAACCAAAUACUGGCAUGUUUCACUUUUCAUGACCUGAAAGUUGACUUAAACUAUAGGACAUAAUUGUCUCUUCAAAGAAUUGCUUGCCUUGAGAGUUGGAAACUUGAGAGAAUCUUUUACAGUGACUUUGAUGUGAACAGCAGAAGAAGCAUGACAAGAACACAGAAGUCAGAUGGGCUCCAGAGUUAAAGUUUAAGCCUUCAAUCAGAACUUGCUCCAUCCCUCGUAUGAAAAAUAUAAAUACAGUUAACUUAAAUUAUUAAAUUGGUGCUUAGAAUUAGUAAGUUGAUACAUUUUUCUUCUGAAUUUUUAGAGGUAAUUCUUAGAAAUCAUUAAACUGCAAUCUCUACUUUGUUUUUUCCCCUGGCUCCUUUAGCAGUUGUGAUAUAAGCAUACAGUAAUUUAGAUGAUAAUGAUGAUGUGAUUUUUUUUGUUUUCCCUAGACUUGCUGAUCUAUUGUUUUUGUGAUUUUAUUUCCACCCCACCCCUUCCCAGGUUGCUGUAAGCCAUGCAGCUCUCAUGUGGCUAUACCUGGCCAGUUACGGGAUAUCUUGGCAUUUGUUAUGCAUUUGGAAAGUACUUUUUUUUACAAAGUUUGUCAGAUAGCUACAUUUUGUUCUUAAGUGCAUACAUUUCCUACUUUAAAAAAGAUAUAGAUUUACUGGCAGAUAUCCAUUUCCUAUGUACUUGUUUAUAUUUUGAUUACAUAGAAUUUUCUUUUUUUAACUUGCUGCAUUGUGCUGGUAUUUUAGUUCUUAGUUAGAAUAUCAUGUUUAGAAACUUUGGAUGAGUUCAUAAGUCUUAAUUGUGCAAACGUUUACGUGAUUGUGCCAUUCCAAAGUGCAUCAAAACUGUCAUUCCCUUUCUAGUAUCUUCUCAGGAGAAAUGCUACAGAUCAGGUAUUUAGUCAUCAUUUGGAAAGAUAAAAACAAAUGGACUCCCAAAGGACAUUUAGAACAUUUAUAUAUAAAAUAUAUAAAUAUAUAUAUACACACAUAUAUAUAUAUAUAGAAAAAAAAAUAUCCUCUUGUUUACAACAGUUCCAGAGAACCUCAAAGUAGUUCCCUUCAGAUGGAGGGAAAUAUGGAUUCCAAGCAACCCAUCUGUUUAAACUGUGCUCUGUACAUAGAGUUUUACUGGAGAGCUCUAAUAUGCCUGACUUGCAAAUCUGCCAAAUAGCAGCAGUGGAAGGUAAAGUUCAUCAGCUCAUCAAAGUUCUUGGUUACAAAUGAGGAAUAUGCUGUAGGUUUAGAGAAUAAUCUUAGUGAAGGAGAAGGGAUAGUAGAGCUAACAAGGCACAGAGAGCUCUCUGUCAUUUUUAUGAACUCCACAUAAGCAACACAUUUCUCUUUGGAACAUCUGUCACCUGGGGUUGCCAUGUAAGUGAGAGUUAGAGUUGUGAUAUUCUUGUGUAGUUCAGAAGACUCUACUAAUAUGCAAAAAGCCUUACAGCUUUCAAUUGCUGGCAACUACUGUUUAACAAAUAAUUAAAUCUGUGAUAAUGGAUGGAAAUGGGAUUAUGUAACUGUAGAUGUUUUAGAAAAAUAAUUGUGAAUGAAUUAUGAUUAAGAGUGUUUCAUGUGAAGAUGUUUGAGCCAUUUCUAUCUAUCAUGCAUUCCUGUCUUGAGGCAGAAAACUUUGAAGAUUAAAAAAAUAAAAUAAUCAAAAUAAAAUAUUGCA
This is a messenger RNA of Zonotrichia leucophrys gambelii, 5651 nucleotides long. It is a transcript of the gene EML4, whose product is annotated as EMAP like 4. The record is from RefSeq and is a predicted model, not a curated record. Gene Ontology annotation, molecular function: microtubule binding. NCBI's taxonomy places the organism in Eukaryota, Metazoa, Chordata, Aves, Passeriformes, Passerellidae. Gene Ontology annotation, cellular component: mitotic spindle. Gene Ontology annotation, biological process: microtubule cytoskeleton organization. The transcript is spliced from 24 exons. The coding region runs from base 307 to 3276 and encodes 989 amino acids.